AUGGCUCUCAACCACGACGCAGCAUUCUCAACGAUGGAAGAUGAUCAUGUUAGUGCCGAAGACGCCUCGAAUGCAUCUUCAGACGACGUCGAUUCUGCAUUCAGCGACGACUCGCAGACCGUCCUAAGCCACUCAUUGCGAUCGUCGAUUUACAAUCAUCGGUACGAAAAUGGCCGCACGUAUCAUGCUUUCCGUGACGGCGAAUAUCCAAUCCCAAAUGACGCCGAGGAACAAGACCGUCUCGACCUUUUGCAUCAUCUUUUUAAAAUGGUUCUCGGAGGAAGGCUCUUCACAGCGCCUUUACCUAGAGAGCCUCAUCGAGUCCUGGACGUUGGGACCGGCACCGGCAUCUGGGCUAUUGAAAUGGGUGAUCAAUUUCCAAUGGCGGUUGUGGUCGGCACGGAUUUGUCGCCCAUUCAACCAAACUGGGUCCCUCCAAAUGUUCAAUUCUAUAUCGACGACGCGGAGAGCGAAUGGAUGUUCAGCGAAUCGGAAAAGUUCGACUUCAUCCAUGGCCGUGCUCUAUGUGGAGCCAUCGCGGACUGGCCAAGAUUCUAUGCUCAGGCCUACGAUAAUCUCGAGCCCGGGGGGUGGAUGGAGAUGCAGGACCAUGAAUGCUGGAUCAACAGCGACGAUGGUGGAAUGGACAAAGCCCCUGGAUGUUCCGAAUGGAUUCGCGAGGUCGACAGAGCCAGUGUCAUUUUUGGAAAACGACUGAACGUCGCGCAUCAACACCGCCAGUGGAUGGUAGAUGCUGGAUUCGAGGGAGUUUCCGAGACCAUUCGCAAGAUACCGAUCGGUUCCUGGGCGACAGACCCCAAACUGAAAGAAAUUGGCAGACUGAUGCGAGUGCAAAUGAUACAAAGCAUACCGUCUUUCAUGCUGGCCUACUAUACCCGAAUUCUAGGUCAUAGCAUGGAACGGACACAGGUCACGAUGGCGCUAGUAAAGAAGGAAUUUCAAGACAAAAGCCUACACCUUUAUCUACGGUGGCAUUUUGUGUACGGGCAGAAGCCGAUGAGAUAG
Messenger RNA from Fonsecaea multimorphosa CBS 102226, 1026 nucleotides. RefSeq lists its product as uncharacterized. The transcript is spliced from 3 exons. The record is from RefSeq and is a predicted model, not a curated record. The coding region runs from base 1 to 1026 and encodes 341 amino acids. Gene Ontology annotation, molecular function: methyltransferase activity. Lineage: Eukaryota; Fungi; Ascomycota; Eurotiomycetes; Chaetothyriales; Herpotrichiellaceae.